Molecule: messenger RNA, 6669 nt
Organism: Phycodurus eques (leafy seadragon)
Lineage: Eukaryota; Metazoa; Chordata; Actinopteri; Syngnathiformes; Syngnathidae
Gene: mtss2b
Product: MTSS I-BAR domain containing 2b
Exons: 16
Coding region: 293-2848 (851 amino acids)
Biological process (GO): cell projection assembly; plasma membrane organization
Cellular component (GO): actin cytoskeleton; cytoplasmic side of plasma membrane
Molecular function (GO): actin binding; phospholipid binding
Source: RefSeq, a predicted model, not a curated record
AGCGAGCGAAAGAGAGAGAGAGAGAGAGAGAGAGAGCGCCUCACUCGUCCUCACGUCGUUCCUCCUCUUCUUCCUCUUGCUCAUCUUCUUCUUCCCCCCCCCCCCCCGCGCGCGCGUGUCGCUGCUCGAGGGACAAAAACCGGAGCGCAGAUCUCCUUGGAAAUAUAUAUAGAUAUAUAUAUUUUUUUUCAAUUUUUAUUUUUUAUUUUUCAUCUAAUUUGUCGCGCGCUUUCGGGGCGCGCGCUCGCGUGUGUGUGUGUGUGUGUGUGUGUGUGUGUGUGUGCGUGCGCGAAUGGUGGACUUGGCCAACAUGGAGACCGUGGAGAAGGAAUGCGGGGCCCUCGGGGGUCUUUUCCAGGCCAUUGUCAACGACAUGAAGUGUUCAUAUCCCGUGUGGGAGGACUUCAACGCAAAGGCCACAAAGCUCCAUUCACAGCUCAGAACGACGGUUUUGGCAGCGGUGGCCUUCCUGGAUGCUUUUCAGAAGGUGGCGGACAUGGCGACCAACACCAGAGGGGCGACCAGAGACAUUGGCUCUGCACUGACCAGGAUGUGCAUGAGGCAUCGCAGCAUCGAGGCCAAACUCCGACAGUUCACCAACGCGUUGAUGGAGAGCCUGAUCACGCCUCUGCAGGACAAGAUCGAGGACUGGAAGAAGACGGCCAACCAGCUGGACAAGGACCACGCCAAAGAGUACAAGCGGUCGCGACACGAGAUCAAGAAGAAGUCGUCGGACACCAUGAAGCUCCAGAAGAAAGCUCGCAAAGAGAUCCAGGGGCGCGGCGACCUGCAGCCUCAGCUGGACAGCGCCAUGCAGGACGUGACCGACAUGUGCCUGCUGAUGGAGGAGAUGGAGAAGCAGGCGGUGCGGCGGGCCCUGGUAGAGGAACGGGGACGCUUCUGCACGUUCAGCGCUUUCCUGCAGCCCGUCGUGAAUGGCGAGAUUGCCAUGUUGGGCGAGAUCACGCACCUGCAGGCCAUCAUUGAUGACCUCACUGUGCUCACCACUGACCCACACAAGUUGCCCCCCGCCAGUGAACAGGUGAUCAAGGACCUUAAGGGGUCCGACUACAGCUGGUCCUAUCAAACUCCGCCCUCUUCGCCGAGCAGCUCCAGCUCUCGCAAGAGCAGCAUGUGCAGCAGCGUCAACAGCGCCCACAGCAGCGCCUCCCGCUCGUCCGGCGGCGGCGGGGGGGGGCUGGGGGGCGGCGGCUCGCUGCCCCACUCGCCCACCUCCUCGUCCUCGUCCUCGUAUCGCUACCGCAGCAGCCUGCCGUGCCAGCCGGGGGGGCCCGCGGGGGGCAUCGCCGCCCACCGCCUCAGCAGCGUCUCGUCCCACGACUCGGGCUUCGUGUCUCAGGACGCCAACAUCUACUCCAAGCCGCCCUCGCCCAUGCCCUCAGACAUCACCAGCCAGAAGUCGUCCAGCUCGGCGUCAUCGGAGGCGUCCGAAACGUGUCAGUCGGUCAGUGAAUGCAACUCGCCAACCACUUUUGGCUCGUCCUUCGCUACCUUCCGCCCCGCUCUCUCUCACUCAGGCUCGCCCAGGCCUCACUCUGUCACACUCCCCGUCACUGCGCCCCCACCCUUUAGCCGGCCCUCCGGCUCCUGCUCCUCUUCUCCCACAUCCUACAAGGUUCCCGCCUGGAAGGACUGGUCCAAAGCAGGUACCUACGAUCCGCCCGUGGCCGCCACCGUGGUUGCCGCCGGCACCGCCCCAGUCGUCCAGAGGAGGAAGGAGCCGCCGCUCGAUAGGCUGCGGGAGAGCGAGGGCUCGCCCAGUGCGCAAGGCUACGCCGGCCCAUCCCACGCCGACGACGCCCAGAGGGUCAAGAUGUCCUCCGCUGCCAAGUACGGGGACGAGACGUCUCCGGCCGCCAGCGACCUGACCAUGGUUCUGACCCGAGGCCUGAGCGCGGAGCAGCAGAAGAGCAGCAGGGACUCGCUGCAGUACUCCAGCGGGUACAGCACCGAGACCACCACCCCUUCCUGCUCGGAGGACACCAUCCCUUCUCAGGGUUCCGAUUACGACUGCUACUCGGUGAACGGCGAUCCCGAAGGCCCAGACGCUCAGACGGACUUCGACAAGUCGUCCACCAUCCCUCGCCACUCCAACAUCGCCCAGAAUUAUCGCCGCAUGAUCCAGACCAAGCGGCCCGCCAGCACGGCCGGCUUGCCCAGCGGGGUCCUGGGUCCCGGGGGUCACGUCAGCGCCCCCGGAGCCGGGGCGGCCGGAGGAUCGGGGACCCCGGGCACCGCCACCAUCCGUAGAACGCCUUCCACCAAACCGGGCGUGAGGCGCACGCUCUCCAGCGCGGGCCCCAUUCCCAUCCGACCCCCCAUUGUGCCUGUCAAGACGCCCACCAUUCCCGGAGACGCCCACUCACCCGGGGUCGGCGGCGUGCCGAUCCGGGUGGGAAGCGAGGAGUGCAUCUUCAUGGUGGACGACGCCCAGGGUGCGCUCAACUACGUGAAGGCGUCGCCCAAACGCCUUAGCCUCCCGAACACCGCUUGGGGCUCCGGGGCGGCUCUCGAGGUCUACGGCCAGCAACACGGAACCGUGGGGCUGGGCGGCGGCUCCGGGUCCGAAGAGGAAAAGAUGAUCGCCGCCAACCGGCACAGCCUGGUGGAGAAAAUUGGGGAGCUGGUGGCCGGCGCCCACGCCCUCGGCGAGGGUCAGUUCCCUUUCCCGGCCCUCCCGGACGACCCGACGCCGCUCACCGCGGGGCUCGGUGACACCCAGGAGGGGGCGGAGGGAUCGUCCGGCGACAUGCUGACCACCAUCCGCAGGGGCGUUCGACUCCGCAAGACCGUCUCAAACGAUCGCUCGGCACCGCGCAUCUUGUGAUCCGCAGGCAGGGUAGGGGAGGAUCCUGUGUCGGGUGUCCACACGGGAACUUUUAACUCGUAGGGAAAUCUCAUCAUAUUAAACAAGACAAAUGAAAACAUACACAAAACGUAAAAAGACGCCGUUAGAGCCGACACUAUAAAAUUCUAACAUGUUAGCACCAUAACUCGUGUGUGUGUGUGUGUGUGUGUGUGUGUGUGUGUGUGUGUGUUGGAUGCAUGUUUCUCUUCUCUACGCUUAUGGAAAUGUGUUUGAACAUUUAUUCUGUAUCCUUGACAUCCAUCUUAAGGUCCAUGUACUACUAGUACACUCUUUUUCUUCACUAGUGCGACAGUCCAACGCACUGCAUCUAGUGACAUUUCUCCGACUACUCAUGCCACGUUUGGCCUAGUAUGAAAUUAAACCUUAUUAGUGUACUACUAUGCUAAACUAGUGACACUACUAGGCCCAACUAGUAGGCAAGUUUCACAUUGUUUUAGCAUUUAUUUGAUAUUCUUGAGCUCCAGCUUAAGGUCCAUACUAGAAGGACUACUACACUAUAUGCUACUCGUCACGACUCCCAUGUCGUUUUCCUAAUAGUGAAGACAAAGAGCAUACGGACCUUAAGCUGGACAACCUUGAUAAGGUGGCUAGUAGAGCAUGACAUAUGCCAACAAGUGGGACCUAAUAGGGCUACUAGUGCAGCAGUUGUUUACUCGUAAAAUGUGUUUGCGUACUAGUAGACCAAAUGUAGCAUUAGUAGUGGUAAAAAACAUUGCCCAUCAUCCACAACUGUUUUACCAGGCGCUUAAUUGUCUUACGUACGAUACUAGUACAUGGGCCUGGAAGUGAACUAAAAAAUAAAUGCUCAAACGCUUUCCAGUCGGGACCGAAAAUGGACUGAUGGUGCGGGUUCCGAGUGUCACAUGACGUCCCGGUUGUUUCGACUCCACUGAAUCUUGGGUACCAGCGCGGGGAGCUAACAUCGUGCGCCGCCCUUCGGCGGGUCGGCCGGCUUGUUGGCAUUGAACUGUACUGGUGUCCCCCACACUUGUCUGUGUGUGCGUGUGUGUGUGUGUGUGUGUGUGUGUGUGUGUGUGUGUGUGUGUGUCCGCGCCACUGCAGGACAGCCGGCGAGCCAAUGCGGCGUCUUCUUUCGCGUGUCUCGUGUUCUUUCUUCCUCGUUUCUAUCGUGACGUCGUUCUCCUUGUGCGCCGCCUUGAGAGGGCAUGUGGUGAAAAGCGAGCGGUCGUUACAGAUACAUUCAUAUAUAUAUAUAUAUAUAUAAUAUAUAUAAUAUACAUAUAUAUUUUCUAGAACCAGAGAGGAGAGUCAUAAACGCAGCAAUAAGUGUGUUUUAUUUUCUUGCUCGGCGGUCGAGGACGUUGCGGAAGUAUGGCGGUGAACUAGCGCCGUGUGUUCAGAAUUAACGAGGAAGUCUUACAGAGGAAAAAGAAGAAGAGAGAGGAAGUGAUGAGGGUGAUAGAUGAGGUGAAGUGGAGAUUAAAUACCUCGACAGCAUGUUGUGCUACGUAAUGUCCACACAAAAAAAAGUUGUAUUCAUGUCCAAACAAAUACUGUAUCCUCAACAAAAACAUCUUUCAACAUACUUGUCAUGAGUUGCAGCCUAAAAAACUGCUGUGCAGGUUCAAAUAAGACUGGAGAGCACAUUCAAAGUUGCUUAAAAACAAGACUCCGAAAAUGCUACCAUAAAUAACUAUACUAAAAUAUUACCAUAAAUUUCUCAAAAGUUCCAUAAGUUAAAAUUACACGACCAUAAAUACCUCAAAUUUUUACAGGUUCAAUUAAUGCUGAAAAAAAUCCCAACAAAAUUUCACAGGUAAAAUUAAGAUCCCUCAAAAGUGGCACCAGUCAAAAUAAGAUGAUGAAAAUCCAUCAAAAACCACAGGUUAAAGAAAGACUACCAUAAAUCCUCAAAAGUAGCAUAAGUUAAAAUAGCAGUCCGAAAAUCCCUCCAAAAUUGCACAGGUAAAUGAAGACUUCGGUAAAUCCCUCAAAAAUUGCACCAGUCAAAAUAAGAUGAUGAAAAUCCAUCAAAAACCACAGGUUAAAGAAAGACUACCAUAAAUCCUCAAAAGGUGCAUACAUAUAAAUAAAUAAAAAAAAAAAAAAUUUUUUUUUUUUUUUUUGACGAUCACUUUGGUUACUUAGUUUGAUCAGCCGAAAAAAAAAGAAAAGAAAGAAAAGAAAGCACAGUUACAAUUGUCGACACAUACACUUGAAAAGAAAAAGAAAAGCAUUUAAAUCAGCAUUUAUUCACCUGUAAUAGGAAACGAAUGUAACUUUUUAGAUAGACACGUUUGUCGGCACAAAUGCAACAAAAACAACAAACAGCUCAGGACAGAAGAGUUUGAUCACAUGAUGACGUUUGAUCAGACUUUGAUCACAUGAUGGAGACGCGACGUGGGCGUGACGGAGGGUAUGACGUAAGCGAGGUGUGGACAUGAUGAUGAAAAUGAAAAGUGGACAUGAUGAGGACUUUACGCCACCACAGAGUGAAAGAGGGACGAAACGAGUGUGUGCUCUUUUCUUUCAUUCUUUCAUGAUUUGUGUUUUUAAUGUACAAAAAAAAAGAGCUGUGUGUAAUAUAAUGUAGGACGUGCGGGAUCAGAGGCGAGUGAACUCUUCUUCUUCACGUUUUUCGUUAAUUUAUUGAUUUAACACGCGCCUCUGGUUUAAUUGAAAGAGAGGAAGUCUGAGAAUUCUCCAGCAGGGGGAGCUGUUGUACGUGUUUGCUCUUAAGAGGCUCUUUAGGUUUGGGUUUUGACAAUGUUCCUGUGAAGCGUUUUUACAUCACACUGCCCUACGUUUCCAUGGAGAUCACCACGACUGUUGGCCAUUUCGCAAGUUGAAAUAAGACUUCAAUAAUAAAAAUAAGAAAAUAAAAAGUCGUUGGUUAAAAUUAGGUGAGCCUAAAUCAUUCACAAUUUGUUCAAGUUCAAUUAAAACCGCCACAAACCCCCUUAAAUUGCACAUAAAUCCCACAAAAGGUCAACAUUUUAAUAGCAUUUCAUGGCCGAACAAGAAUUGUCAUGUGUUGAAGCUCCUGGGGCACAAAUAUUUAAUAUCUAAUAUAUUUUUAAACAUGCUUGACUGUGUUGUAAUUCAUGUCUAACAGGAAAGUGAAUCGUUAAUUGAAUUCCAGUGUGUGUAGAAGCAGCAAAAAAAAAAAAAAAAAAAAAAAGACAAAAAGAUUAUCAUUAUAAUUAUUCAAAUACUGUAGUGACAUACAUGCAACGUGUGCUGGCACGCGUCUUUAAAAAAAAUUUAAUAUACUUGUAAAGGAAGUUCAAAAAGAUCAAAACGCUGUAAAAUGUGACUGAUGAUUAUUAAUUUUGUGACUUUUCUGGUUAUUUUCUGGUCACCCCCCCCCCCCCCCCCCCCAUAUAAGGUUACGGCCUUUACCCUCUAAGCAGAAUUAAUUGAAUUAAAAAAAACAAAAACUUUUACACUAUACACAACAGCAUACACAAUGCACAAUAGUACACUAACAACACAAAAAAAGGUCUAAAACCCACUAAAAUGUGUAAUUUCCAAAAUAGUCUCAUGUCUUCCAUUUUUGGGUAUGCGAAGACGGUCUUCGUCUUCUUUGUCUGUGAAGGGAAAACUAAGGUUCAGUCGCCUCUGCUGCAGCUCUCACUUUUUAUUUCACGUCUUCCCUUUUGUUUUUUGUAAAACGGAGAUUUUAAUUCUUUUUCUUUUGUUCCCCCCCCCCCCCCCCCCCAUCCCCCCCUCUUUGGGUUAACCUUAGUCACUCGCUGAUGUAACAAAAAACGCACUGUGAUGAUUCCACUAUUAAUAAAGGUUGUACUUCAACUGUG